UUUGUUGGAAGGUUGGGAAGGCUGUUGCUGAAAAGCUCGACUCACUUGAGACAAAAUGACGCCAGGUUGUUCUGUGGCGUUUUUCCUCCUCUUAGUAGGAGUACUGGGACUGUGUACGUGUGUCCAGGCGGUUAGGUACGAUAGCGAAGAGGAAGGGCUGUUGGCCAUGGAGAAACAGGCUGAGCAGGAGGCUGUCAGAAACAAAUGGCUGCAUCUUCACUGGAUCAACACGUACUACAAGGUGGACCACUCCACUCAGUGUGCUCAACUCUGCCGCCUCACACCGGACUGCAAAUCCUACCAGUACCGCCAGGCGGAGCAGCGCUGCGAGAUCAACAAUGCCACCAUGAGAGAGUUUCCCGAAGACGUGAAAGCCGUCAAUGGGUGGAGUUACUACAAGCGCAAUGCGAUAGCCUUCUUUGGCAUCUGGAGCCCGUGCAACGAGGGAAGCGACCCCUGUCGGAACGGCGGGAUCUGCACCUCCCGUCUGCUGAAGACGCGUCAGACGCAGCCGAACCACUGCCGCCCCACCUGCGUUUGUCCCGCCGGUUUCCAUGGAGACGACUGUCAGACGGACGAAAGGCAGUCUGAAGAAGGUACGUACUUUAAUGACGUCAUAUGAAGUGCA
Messenger RNA from Branchiostoma floridae (Florida lancelet), 628 nucleotides. RefSeq lists its product as uncharacterized. The transcript has 4 exons. Bases 56 to 622 code for a protein of 188 amino acids. The record is from RefSeq and is a predicted model, not a curated record. Lineage: Eukaryota; Metazoa; Chordata; Leptocardii; Amphioxiformes; Branchiostomatidae.